UCAAUUUGUACGGUUUGUCUAAUUGGUCCGAGUAUGCGCCCCCCAACCCCGCCAAAAAAAAAAACAACGCAUUUAAUAAACCCGACACGAGUGGGACUGGACAUCACUUCAGUCUAUAGUUUUACGCACUCGUGAAACUAACGCCAGCAAUGGCAGGUCGACUUCUCCGAAAUUACAGAGCAACCUUGCAGUUGAGGGGUCGAAUGGCGUUAACACGUUCCAUGGCCACAAAGCAAGGAAUACCUACAGAUGAGGAACAAGCCACUGGCCUCGAACGUCGUGCCCUGCAAGCCCUAAAACUGGGGAAAGAUCCCUACAGUAUGCUGAAACCUAAGAAUUAUGCAGGAACCAAAGAAGACCCCCAUAUUGUCCCUUGUAUUGGACAAAAGAGGCUGGUGGGCUGCCUUUGUGAGGAAGACAACACUGCAAUUGUGUGGUUCUGGCUUCAUGAGGGCGAUGCCCAGCGCUGUCCCUCCUGUGGUUCUCAUUACCAGCUGGUUCACCAUGAGUUGCCUCAUUGAAAUCACCACCAAAAUAUUAACAGCACUUCUAUCUACAUACUUCGGUCCCAUACUCUUCCCAUGUCAGGGUGAUUGCACAUGUGUACUGGGUAUCAUAAAACAGAAUUGAGGCGUCAUCUAUAUAAAUCUGUUCUUCCUGCAGUGAGCUAUAAUAUAUGCCCAACCCUAACUACAUCAAGAAAUUAAAAUACUUUUGUUAAACUG
This is a messenger RNA of Syngnathoides biaculeatus (alligator pipefish), 725 nucleotides long. Its product is annotated as cytochrome c oxidase subunit 5B, mitochondrial. Gene Ontology annotation, biological process: mitochondrial electron transport, cytochrome c to oxygen. The coding region runs from base 150 to 521 and encodes 123 amino acids. Gene Ontology annotation, cellular component: mitochondrial envelope. The record is from RefSeq and is a predicted model, not a curated record. The transcript is spliced from 4 exons. Lineage: Eukaryota; Metazoa; Chordata; Actinopteri; Syngnathiformes; Syngnathidae.